GAAACUGAAAAGAUUGAUCAAAGAAGUAGUUUGAAGCUCGAACGGAUGCGUCUCUGGAAAGACCGAUGCUGAACAUGGCGUCCCUGGGAGAGAACACAAAAGUUGCUACGGAGGGUACACUAGACCCCACGGAGGAUGAGGAAGAUGAUGAAGCCGAAGAAGAUGGAGAAGAAGAAGAGGAGGAGGAAGAAGAUACCGUGGAACCCAAACUGAAGUAUGAGCGUCUUGGAAAUGAUGUGAAGGAAGUUUUGAAAAACGAUGCUGCAAGUUGUCUGGCUGUUCAAGGUAAAUUUUUGGCCCUGGGCACCCAUUGGGGUGUUGUGCAUAUUCUGGAUCUCCAGGGCAAUCGCAUAAAGCAAUUUCCUUGCCACUCGACGACCGUGAACGAAAUCAGCAUCGACGGCGGCGGCGACUACGUGGCGAGUUGUUCUGACGAUGGUCAAGUAGUUGUGAAUGGCCUGUAUGCCACUGAUAGCAACGUCAAAGUAAAUUAUGAUUAUCCUGUACGUUCACUGGCGUUGGAUCCGGAGUACGGACACCGGCAAUCUGGUCAGUACGUGACUGGGGGUGAAAAUCUCGUUUUUCACUCCAAGGGUAUGUUUCGCAACAAGACCACUGUUCUGCAUGGCGGUGAGGGCCCAGUACGUGCCAUCCGCUGGCACAAGCAGUUCAUAGCCUGGGCGAAUGAUGUCGGUGUGAAGAUCUAUGACUGCCAGUCGAAGCAGCGGAUCACCUAUAUAAACAGAGAUGAGGGCAGUCCUAGGGCGGAGCUCUAUCGCUGCAAUCUCUGUUGGCGUGGCGAUCGCACAUUGCUGAUUGGCUGGGGAAACUCGGUGAAAGUAUGCACAGUGAAGGAGCGGCCAAAGAAGGAUGUCAGAGACUUGCCGUCGCUGUACGUUGAGAUCACACACAUGACUAGUGUGGAUUUCUUCAUCGCUGGCAUUGCACCGGUGGAGAACAACCAGAUUGUGCUCCUCUGCUAUCUAACCAAUGUAGAGAUGGAGAAAGCCGAGUUCAAGCGCCCGCAGCUCCGAAUCUUGACAUGCCUGUCCGACUCGCACAAGAUCGAGGAAUCUUCUCUGGACGAGCUGAACAUGCGUGGCUGGGAGCAGUACCGCUGUAACGACUAUCGCCUGGAGCAUCUCACCCAAGAGGGUCUGUUUUACCUUGUCAGUCCGCGCGACGUUGUUCUUGCCAAGCCGCGCGACAUGGACGACCACGUACAGUGGCUGAUUGACAACGAGAAGUUUGAGGAGGCACUGAGUGAGGCCGAGACCAACUGUCUGAAGCUGAAGAAUCACAAAGUGCUGGACGUCGGCGUGCAGUACAUCCAGUUCCUGAUCGACGAGGAGGACUUUCAGAAGGCGGCCGGCCUUUGUCCGCGCGUCCUGCAAGGCGACAAGAAACUCUGGGAGGAGAUCAUCAUGAAGUUCAUUGAGGUGAAGCGGCUGGCCGAUAUCAGCCCGUUCAUACCGCGCACCACUCUACGCUUGGAGCCCAUCAUCUACGAGCUGGUGCUGAACACGUUCCUGCUGGACGACAAAGACCAGUUCUGCUGUACGCUACAAGAGUGGCCGUCAGACCUGUACGACGUGCAGGUAAUUCUGAAGGCGGUGGAGGGCUGCAUGGAGAAAGACGGAGAGGACGGCCUUCUACUCGAGGCCAUGGGUCAGCUACACACGUUCGAAGGACGCUUUGACAAGGCCCUGCGCAUCUACCUGAAGCUGAAGAACGAGCACGUGUUUGAGCUAAUCAAGCAGCACAACCUGUUCUCGGCCAUUCAGGACCAGAUUGUCGAGCUGAUGCACUUCCAGCCGACCACUGCGUCCAAGAUGCUGAUUGAGAAUAUGGAGAAGGUGCCGGUGGCGGUGGUCGUGGACAAGCUGCGUACGGAGAGCAAGCUGCUACACCAGUACCUGCACACACUCUUCCUGCAGAACGUUCACGCCGGACAGGACUUCCAUGAGCUGCAGCUGGACCUGUACGCCCAGUACGACCAGCCCAACUUCCUGCCGUUCCUGAAGCAGAGCAGCUCCUACCCUCUGCAGAAGGCCAUGCAGGUGUGCGAGGACCGGGAGCUGAUAGAGGAACAGGUCUACUUACUGGGACGGAUGGGCAACCACAAGCAGGCCUUGUCGCUCAUCAUCGAGAAGAUGCACGACGUCGACAAGGCCAUUGAGUUCUCCAAGGAGCAGAACGACGAGGAGCUGUGGGAAGACCUGAUCAAGUAUUCCAUUGACAAGCCUGACUUCAUCACUGGCCUAUUGCGCAACAUAGGCACUCACAUCGACCCUACCCGUGUCAUCAAGCGUAUACCGAAGGGCAUGGAGAUCCCGCAGCUACGCGACUCGCUGGUGAAGAUCAUGCAUGACUUUAACCUUCAGAUCUCCCUGCGAGAGGGCUGUGACAAGAUCCUGGAGAAGGAUUGUGUAGGGCUGCUGGACCGGUUGAAUCGCCUGCAGCGGCGCGGCAUAUCCGUCUCCGAUAGCCAGCGCUGUCUGAUCUGCAACGACCGCAUCAUGCCGGGCGAUAUCCGCAGCGCGCGGCCGCUGUGCGCCUUCUUCUGCCACCAUGUCUACCACAUGGACUGCUUGGAGGCUGUCAGUAGUGCUCGUGAUGACGGCGUCUUUGUCUGCCAGUGCUGUCAUUCGCGCAAGUCACAGCGCGGCCCAAAGUUAAAAAGAUGAUGAACCGCCGCUACAUCCUGCUGUCUGAACUGUACCUAUCACACUCCGCUGUCAUUUCUCUUGAUAAUGAAUCAUAUAUCAACAAAGUCUCCCCAUCCGCUCAUGAAAGUGCUUCUGCACAUCUGUUUGUUCUGCACAUAUGAAUGCUGGCAAUGAUUUGCCAGGGAAUGACUUCAUUUGCUGGCAACUUGUCUCAGCCCUGGUUAGUUUGUUUGCUCUUUUGUUAUAGUUGGUAUUUGUCACUAUUCUUUGUUACUCUGCUGUGUCUGUGUUUGUAGCAGUUUCUAUGUUGUACCCACUGCCUGCGCGUGUACCCAUUAUGGGCAUUUGUCAAAAGUUUUAUUUGUCACUUGUAGGUUUGAAGAGGCCACCACUUAUUACUUGGUGUAAGCGCUACUUUCUUUGUGAAUCACUUUGAGGCAAUGCAGGACUCGAGUCUUUUAUUUUUGGUUUUAAUUCCUAUAGUUCGCUUCUAACCACAUGUAUAAUCAGCUGAGUUCUCUCUGACUUUCGUUUACGGAUGCCGGAUCAUCCUUUUAUCAUUUCAUGAAUUCUCUCUCCGGUCGGGCCCUUCAGUAUCUAGUAUUGACAUGUGUUUAUACUUGUGAUGUCAAAGUGUGUUGCAGUGUGCUGUCGAUAGGUGUCAUGUGGCAUUGAAUAUACUACAAUUCAACUUUCCAUA
Molecule: messenger RNA, 3369 nt
Organism: Sycon ciliatum
Lineage: Eukaryota; Metazoa; Porifera; Calcarea; Leucosolenida; Sycettidae
Product: vacuolar protein sorting-associated protein 41 homolog
Exons: 1
Coding region: 66-2687 (873 amino acids)
Biological process (GO): protein targeting to vacuole; endosomal vesicle fusion; cellular response to starvation
Cellular component (GO): HOPS complex; late endosome
Molecular function (GO): protein binding
Source: RefSeq, a predicted model, not a curated record